AUGGGAGAGUCACCUCCAUUACUAGAUAGUCAUUCCCAGCACCAGACAUCUUUGACUCAUUCUUCGACACAAAACCAGAAUGAAAUGUCAUCUAAUACAUCAAGUUCUAAUUCACAAUUACCAAAGACUCAAAACAAGACUAGUAUGGCUCAAUCAUCAGGGAACCCUUUAACUUUGGACGAACAAGCUAUACUAUCCAAACAGUUAAGUAAAUCCAAAAGAAAAUCUGCCGCAAAAAGUACCACGGCAAACAUCGUCAACAACAAUAACAACAAUGACGCCCCCAAAGAGUUAGGCAAGAAAUCAAAAAGGCGGAAGCAUAAGAAUUCUAAGUUAGGAUGCGCAAAUUGUAAAGAAAGGCGAGUUAAAUGUUUAGAGAAUUUACCUAGCUGUACCAAUUGUAUUAAGCAUAGGGUGAAAUGUGCAUAUUUGGAUUAUACAGAAGAUCAAUUGAAUGAGUUCAAGAAGGCAAAACUUUUACAGGAACUGCAAGAACAACAACAGGAACAACAACCACAUCAACUACAGGAGAGUGACUCAGAAGCAAAUGACCAACAACCUUUGAAAACGAAUAAAAAAGUCUUAAAACCGAAAAAGUCACGUGCGGCUACUUCAUUUAGUUAUGGACAAGCAAAAUCAAGUUCUUCGGUUCCGUCUGUUCUGGUUGCAGGUUCUUCCACAGGUUUGACGAAUGGGGAAGUGUUUCAGCAACAACGCCAACACCAUUCUGUCCCCAAUAUUGGUACAAACUUCAAUACAUUGGCAGCGGCGGUGGCGUCAUCGUCGUCACUGUCUUCAUCGUCAGCUUCUUCUGUUAUAGUUAAUAAUGAAGAUGCUGAGCCACUGCCUGUGCCAAGAAGCAAUAAUGAAUCCAGAGUUAAUUUAUUGCCUGAGGGAAACGAAUUCCAAAUUUUGUUUCCAGCAUACCCUGACUCUGCUGAUUUUCCCGCAACCAAUUCUCCAAGUCGGUUUUCAACUCCAUUAGAACGAUCUGCUGUUUCCAAUGCUUUUAAUAUGAAACACUCUCGUUCUCAGUCGACCAGUGGUAAUUCAUUACCAAAUUCUUUAAAUUUACCGGUUAAUUUCAAAUAUACAUCCCAUCCAGCAGUCGAUUAUGAUGCAAGAUUGAAACAACUUCUUAAAACAAUAGGUCCAAUGAUACUAAAGGGUACCCUGGGAUUAUCACAAAUUCGAGAUAUAUACUCCACGUGGCUCAAUUCAUUUAUUUAUAAAGCAUUCACGUCUGACUUGAUGUUUUAUUGUUUGCUUAAUUUAACGACAAAUUUUUUGAUUACAAAUUGUUUCAGUGAUUCGAAUAAGCAUUUACAGAACAGUGGAUCACUAACACCAAAUUCAAGAAGUUUGCAAUUAGCCCAUAUCCGGACUGACUGUACGAACCGUUCACUACAAUAUUAUGCCUACACUAUAAAAGGAUUAGGAAUAGUUUUAAAUGAUGAAAAUACUGAUCCCGACUUGACAGGUUCAGUGAGUUAUAUAUUAAGUUUAAUGUCGGUUUAUGAUACACAAGCAACGUUGAAUUCGAUUAUUUGCUUUAGAAAUGGGUUAUUUAGUAUUUUCAAACACAAUGAUAUUGCUUAUGAAAAAAUCGAUCCUAAUACUAAAGUAUUGAUCCCAACACAUAAAAAAUUGAUGGUGAAUAUUGUUAUGUCUAUUUAUUUGCCCGGAUAUGACUCCAACUUUUUGAAAGAAUAUCAACAAUUAUUGGUAAGAUUUGGUGAGUUGAUUAUCCCAUUGUUGCAUCAUCACAAUUCCACUAACACAGCAGGUGGGGCACAAGAAAUGGUGAGUUUUGUGGAGUCAAACUAUAGCCAUUUACUUAGUUUUACUAAUGAUUGCUUGAACCAUUAUAUUUCUGAAAUCAACAACACUUUGUCUGAUAUUAAUUCCCAAGAAGAAUUGUUGUUUCAAAUGAUUUAUAGAUGGGUGCGAUUUUUCCCUGCUCGACUCAUAGGCUCAAGAAAGAAAAGCGAUCCAUUAGAGAAAAUGUUGUAUUUAUUCUACAAAGUGUUCAAGAAAUCGUUGUUUGCUAUCUUUCCUCAAGUGAAGUUCUUUUUCUUGAGAGAUUUCGAUAGUCCGUUAAUGUUGGAUGUUUUUGCUUCCGAUAAUGAUUAUGACAUUUUUGUUGAAGAAUUAGAACAUCCAAUUAACAACUGCUUACCACCUGAGUUGUAUGAGCCUAUCUUGAAUGAAUUAAAGUCGAUGAGCAGUUACUUGAUUCGUGUUAUAACAUAUUUGCAACUUCGUCUUAACAAGUUGUACAAGUAUUUGGUGGUUGAUUCGGGCAUUGAUAGAAUGAAACAAAUCCAUGGAGAUAUUCUUCAAUGGGGGAAUUCCAUCACUGAUAUCACAAAGACAAGAAAUGAAUUCAAACAGUUGCUUGGAUUGGAAGAAGUCUGUGUCACUUCAUUUAUUAAUAAAGUGAUAAGAGAAGAAAAUUAUCCAACUCGAAAAGGCAAACCGAAAACUAGCGAGACAGAACACUCACUUGCAGCUGGGGCAAACAUUGUUGAUUUUAUGACUUUGCAACCAUCUGGUUUAUUAAUCAAUGAUUUUGAUCCCAGACAAUAA
This is a messenger RNA of Candida dubliniensis CD36, 2589 nucleotides long. It is a transcript of the gene ECM22, whose product is annotated as Ecm22p. The coding region runs from base 1 to 2589 and encodes 862 amino acids. The record is from RefSeq and is a predicted model, not a curated record. Gene Ontology annotation, molecular function: DNA-binding transcription factor activity, RNA polymerase II-specific; zinc ion binding. Gene Ontology annotation, biological process: regulation of transcription by RNA polymerase II. The transcript has a single exon. Lineage: Eukaryota; Fungi; Ascomycota; Pichiomycetes; Serinales; Debaryomycetaceae.